Molecule: messenger RNA, 6764 nt
Organism: Monopterus albus (swamp eel)
Lineage: Eukaryota; Metazoa; Chordata; Actinopteri; Synbranchiformes; Synbranchidae
Gene: slc12a1
Product: solute carrier family 12 member 1
Exons: 26
Coding region: 2760-5894 (1044 amino acids)
Biological process (GO): potassium ion import across plasma membrane; chloride transmembrane transport; cell volume homeostasis
Cellular component (GO): apical plasma membrane
Molecular function (GO): sodium:potassium:chloride symporter activity
Source: RefSeq, a predicted model, not a curated record
AUCAUUUUAGUUUUAAUAUUCAUGAUUUUUGAGACAUGUACCUCAGAUAAAUAUUUUAAGAAAACAAUUUAUACAGCACAUUUAAACUGGAUUUUAAAAACUACUUCUGAAUAGCUGAAUGUGUCCAGCCAUAUGUUUUUCUUCUACACAGUAUAGAUCAAAUUUGAUUGGAGCUAUUUCAUUUUAUUUCUGGUUGACAAAUACAAUUAGUAGGCCUAUGAUGUCUUAAUAAUUGUUGAGACAAGCUUCAGAUGUUACCCAGCCAUUUAGUUUUCACAGCCUUUUGAGAAGUAAAUUCAGAAUUGCUGUCUGGGGUUAUAAAUGUAAAAACUUUUUCACAUUGCAGUGAGUGGAGCAAGGCGAAAUAAACACUGCAGUAGACUUUUUUAGCCCUUUGGAUGUGAAUGAAAGUGCAGAAUUCCUUGUUUUCAGUACAAAUUGGAACAUGUGCAUCUGCUUCCACAGACUCACCAUAUAGACUCAACUGAUCUCUGAGGAGCACUGCAUACUAUUAAGUUACUCCUGCAGAGCACACAAAAGUCUAACAGCCUGACAAUAAAAAGAAAUCACUUUAAUCCCAAUUUCAGACAAUGGGCAAGUCAGCAGAGCCUGAGGAUCUUUAACAUACAGAACUGCAGUGGGAAAUGAGAAGAUGCCUUGCACUGUUCUAAACUCAAAAUUAACUCUAAAUGUGAAUUUAUAUAAACAGAUGUGGAUGUUUCAGAAUUUUUCAACUAAAAUGAAUUUACAUGUUUAGCCACUGGGGAAAUCUGGCAUUAAGCAGAGUCGAUUGUGUAGAUUUUGUGAGAAAGAGGACAAGAAAUCAUUUCAUUUGUUCUGGUAUUGUAGAGAAGUAGAACUGUUUUGGAUGGAAGCUGAAAAGCAGGUUUCUUCCCACAGCACAAGCUUCUAUAGUUGUCAUUUCAGUAUUAUGUUAGGAUUUAAGAGAAAAUAAGGAAGGAUAAAUUCUGUACAAUAUUGUCAUUAUGAUGGAAAAAUACUUUAUAAUUAAAAGUAUACAGCGACAACAACUAAAUAUAAAACAUUUUGAAAAGUACUUCAAGCUCCAGUUUUUUCUAGAAAGGCUACAACUGAAAAAAUAAUUUAAUAUUUAAAUUGUGAAGGUGGGUGGAAUCUUGAGUUGAUAUUUACAUAGAGGUGUGCCCAUAUCUAAUUGUUAAUAUAAAUAAAUGAAAUAUAUUUGUGCACAUCUAAUACAUGCAUUUAGAGGUGACUAUGUGUUGCUGUAAAUAUACUGUACCUUUAGGAGAUAUCUGUGGUAUUACUGUACCUUUUGGCCCGAGAAAAAGUGACCCUCUGGUUUUCUCCCUCAACAAACAAUAAGAUAAUUGUCUUCUUUUUGUUUCUUUUGGAUACUGUAUUUGUUUUUUCCUUUUAUUUAUUAUUUAUUUUUUUUUAUGUUUUUCUCUUCUGUGUGGUUAGCUUGUUUGUAUGUUUCUAUUCCUUAUUGCAUAGUACAAUUUUGUCAGAAAAAAAAAACUUUAAAUCAGACACAAAGCUGAGGAAUAAUAUCACCGUUACCAGUUCAAAUGACCUGUUGAAGAGGAAAGGUAUAAUAAAGUAGUCAUUCCAGUCCACGUGGAAAAUUUUCUUUCUUCAGCAUGACACAGUGUGAUUGUAACGUCUUUAAACCACAAGCAGUAUGAUAAGCAUUAUGCAUUUGCUCACCUCCUUUCAAUCUGCACAUUGAAACACAUGCUGUACGGUUUUUCCCAGCCUGCAAUAAAGCCAAGGUCAGAUUUUGAGUCAUUAGACUGCCUUUCACUGUGUGCAUAAAUCACUGUGGUUCAUAAGGAAGUAUACCUGUUAAUAGGUCUUUAAUGGCCCUUUAGAAGUCAUGCGGCUAUUAAGAAGUGCCUCCAGCAUGUUCCUGUAAUUCAUAGUCUCAUAUUAACUCUCAUUUUCCUCAUGAAUAUGGCCAUUUCUUCUGUGCUAAUCAACCCGUCAACUUUCCCUCAACACUUUGUGGCAAAGAGAAUCAUUAUAAAACAUUUCAGUUAUUCACUGUAACUCUAAUGGCUCUUGUUACUGCAUUGGCUUUGCUGAUUAUAUCCUAUCCUAUUUUUUAAGCAUCUGUUAUGAAUUAAUAUCUUUCUAUCAUCCCAGAUUAGUUUAAUCUUUUUCACUGCAGUGAUGUAUAUUAUACAGGGUCUGUUAGCUGCAAUUUUCCUGAUUGGUUAUAUGAACCUUUUUCUAAUGGAAACUUCCAUGUUGAUAUUUCUUGGCAAUUCAUUUGAAGAACAGCAUAGAUAUGUGUAAAUGCUACCCACAGGACAACAUGUGCUGUAGCUCUGUACUUCAGACAAUAAUAUUAGUAAUCAGUUCUCCAACUCACCUUUAUCACUUCUUUGGCUUUUAUGACUUAUGAGUUAAUCGUUAAGCAAUGCCUCUCUGUCCCCUAGGAUGGAGCAAGGACAUAUGUGAAACCCCUUGUUCAGUUUUCUGAGGGUUGAUCCUGAGAGUUAUCCAAUAGCUGGCCGUCAGUAUAUAGCCCAGGGAUGCAGGGUAUAAAGGUAGGCCACCUGAGAGAAACGGCACUUACAGAAAAGAAGCUACGAGCAGCUGACGUGACCUUAGUAAAUUUAAUCCAGACCUAGUUUAUACAUCAAUAAACGAGGGUAACAGCACCAGUUGAUGCAGUGCUCUGCUCUUUUAAAACACUGCUGAAUAAGUGAAGACUUAGGACCUACAUUACUGUUUGAUCUUUGGCUGUUUAAAUCUGAGAAUCUCUAUUUCUGAUGGAGAGGUUCAAGUCUAUUGGAGGGGAGCAUGUUAACCCAGCUUAUAAUUCCACUCUGGACGAACCUCCGGUAUAUGAGGAGAGCAACUUCUCUAAUGGAGAACACCGGACAGUUCGGCCCUCGGUGGUCAGUGCCUUUGGUCAUGACACGUUGGACCGAAUGCCCAAUAUUGACUUCUAUCGCAAUGAAGGCAGUGUGAGCGGGCACCGAGCUGUGCGACCGUCCCUGCAGGAGCUCCACGAUGUGUUUCAGAAGGUAAGAAAUGGAGCGAUCUCUGACACCAUGCAGGACGACAAGCUGGGGAGCGAUGGGAUCCCUUCUGAUGAUAUUGAGUCUGUCCUUCCUACUGACAGUGGGGAAGGAACUGUAAAGUUUGGCUGGAUAAGGGGUGUCCUGGUGAGAUGCAUGCUGAACAUCUGGGGUGUCAUGUUGUUCAUCCGUCUGUCCUGGGUUUUUGGUCAGGCAGGCUGGGGUCUGGGAAUUGUGAUCAUUGCUCUGAGCUGUGUGGUCACCACCGUUACUGGCCUUUCCAUGUCUGCCAUUUGCACUAAUGGUGUGGUGAGAGGAGGAGGAGCCUACUACUUGAUAUCUCGCAGUCUGGGGCCAGAGUUUGGCGGGUCGAUCGGCCUUAUUUUUGCCUUUGCCAAUGCAGUGGCUGUAGCCAUGUAUGUGGUGGGAUUUGCUGAGACCGUGGUCGACUUGCUCAAGGAGAACGAGGCCACCAUUAUUGAUGGUGAUAUAAAUGACAUCAGAAUCAUUGGAUGUAUUACAGUGGUGCUGCUGUUGGCCAUAUCAGUUGCUGGAAUGGAAUGGGAGGCCAAGGCACAGAUUGUUCUACUCGUUAUCUUGCUGGUGGCCAUAGGGAACAUGUUGGUAGGAACAGUCAUUCCUGCAACCAAAGAUAAAAAAUCCAAAGGCUUCUUCAAUUAUCAAUCAAACAUUUUCUUAGAGAAUUUUACUCCAGCUUUUAGAGGUGAUGAGACCUUUUUCUCAGUAUUUGCCAUUUUUUUCCCUGCCGCAACCGGGAUCCUGGCUGGAGCCAACAUCUCGGGCGAUUUGCGGGAUCCCCAAGGAGGCCUACCUAAAGGAACCUUGCUUGCCAUUCUGAUCACUGGUAUCACGUACCUGGUUGUGGCCCUUUGUGUAUCUGCCACUGUUGUCCGUGAUGCAACAGGAAACAUAACAGACCUCAUUACUCCUGGAAUACCAUGUAAUGGUUCAGCUAUAGCUGCUUGUGAGCUCGGCUACAAUUUCUCUUCCUGCGAACUGCAAAGUUGCAAAUUUGGCUUGAUGAACAACUUCCAGGUGAUGACCAUGGUGUCAGGCUUUGGCCCCCUCAUCACUGCUGGAACAUUCUCAGCUACCCUUUCUUCAGCCCUGGCUUCCCUUGUCAGUGCUCCCAAAGUCUUCCAGGCUCUGUGCAAAGACAACAUCUACAAGGCCCUGUAUUUCUUUGCCAAGGGGCAUGGCAAGAAUAAUGAGCCAAUCCGUGGCUAUGUCCUGACAUUUGUUAUUUCUGUGGCCUUCAUUCUCAUCGGUACUCUCAACACAAUCGCUCCUAUCAUCUCAAACUUCUUCCUGGCAUCUUAUGCACUCAUUAAUUUCUCCUGCUUCCAUGCAUCCUACGCUAAGUCUCCAGGCUGGAGACCAGGAUAUAAAUACUACAACAUGUGGCUAUCACUGCUGGGCGCAUUGCUUUGCUGUGUUGUUAUGUUUGUCAUCAACUGGUGGGCCGCUGUCCUCACAUAUGGCAUUGAAAUCCUACUCUAUAUUUAUGUCACAGUUAAAAAGCCAGAUGUGAACUGGGGUUCAUCCACACAGGCGGUGACAUUUGUGAGUGCAGUCAGCAAUGCUCUGUCUCUGUCUGGUGUAGAGGACCAUGUCAAAAACUUCAGGCCUCAGGUCUUAGCGCUGACAGGUUCAGUACGGACCAGACCGGCUCUCCUAGACCUGGCUCACUCCUUUACUAAGAACUAUGGACUCUGUCUCACCUGUGAAGUGUUUGUGGGCCCGAGAUCAGAGGUUUUCCAAGAAAUGAAUGCUAACAUAGAGAAGAACCAGCUGUGGCUUGGGAAGACCAAACGCAAGGCAUUUUAUGCUGGUGUGGCCUGUGACACUUUCAGAGAAGGGACUGAAAGACUACUGCAGGCUUCUGGUCUUGGCCGUAUGAAGCCCAACACAUUAAUGAUAGGCUUCAAGAGGAACUGGAGAACUGCGGGCGUAGAGGCAGUGCAGAGUUAUGUGGGAGUAUUGCAUGAUGCAUUUGACUUUGAGUAUGGGACAGUGAUGCUGAGGAUGAACCAGGGACUUGAUGUGUCACACCUUAUUGAGGCAGAAGAGGAGAUGCUAAAGGCAGUGAGGGAGCAACAGGCACUGGAGGAUGAGAUGAUGCCAAAUGGAGACAAAGCAAAGGGCCUGUUCAGGAAGUCCAGGAAACCCUCUCAGCAAGUGAUCACGACCAGAGUGUCAGUGUGCAGCCCUCCACCUCCGCAGGUUGCCAAGAUGAAUGAGAGACUGUUGGAAGCCAGCAUGCAGUUCAAGAAAAAGCAGCCUAAAGGCACCAUUGAUGUGUGGUGGCUGUUUGACGACGGAGGUCUUACCCUGCUACUCCCCUACAUCCUCACCACCAGGAAGAAGUGGAAAGAUUGUAAACUAAGGAUCUUCAUCGCAGGGCAGCCAGAACACAGUGACCUGGAUAAAGAAGAGAUGAAGUCUCUAUUGCAAAAAUUCAGAAUUAACUGCAGUGACAUCCAUGUCAUUGAUGACAUCCAUGUCAGACCCAGCUCUGAGAGCUUAAGGAAGUUAGGGGACAUGAUUGAGCCUUUCUGUCUGCACGAGGGUUCUAAAGACGCUGCUCAGGCUGAAGCCAUGCAGAGAGAUCAGCCCUGGAAAAUCACAGACAAAGAGCUGAACUCCUUUGAGGAGAAGACUAACCUCCAGGUACGACUGAAUGAGGUGAUUAAGGAAAACUCCAGAUCAGCCAACCUGAUCUUUGUGAGCAUGCCCAUUGCUCGUAAGGAAGCUAUCUCUGAUUUCCUCUAUAUGGCCUGGCUGGAUAUUCUAACAAAGGACCUUCCAACUACCCUGCUCAUUAGAGGCAACCAUAAAAGUGUGCUUACUUUCUACUCCUGAGCACCAUAAACAACAAAGUACUAGGAAUAAUGAGGAACCAUGUUCAUAAACCAUAUGAAGACCUCAUGCUGUGAUUGUCUGUCAGACCAAUACCAAAGUAUAACACAGUCCAGCAUUUGUAGUUACUGUAGGUCCGAAUGAAGGUAUUCAUACUCAGUUUCUCAUAUGAACAUAGAGUAGCUGAGCAACUGUUCCACUUGCAAAUUUAUAAAUGCUAAGCAAUAAAUAGAAGACAAAAACAAAAAUUGUUCACUUGGUGUACUUGAGAGUAAUGUAAUAAAAAAUCAUUUUCAGUCACAGUUAAAAUCUUGUUAAUAAUUUCCUAUUAGCUUGUUUUAUUGCUCCAUCUGGUAUGCACUAUUUCACAAGGACUGGUGACAAGUUGUGGUUUGGUAAGGAAUUAUUUGUACUGUGUGAAGUUGCAGCCAUGCUGACUUUUUUUUUAGCAUGAUACACUGAGAAGCUACCAAAGUAUACUGUUCUGCUGCUGGUGGUGGUCUAAAUAAACAAAAAUGCAUUUCCUGAAUGUCUGAAUAUGAAUUUUAGGAGCUUACGCUCUUCACAACCAUGGGCAGGUACAGAUAUGCAAAUAUAUUGCAGGACUAAACUCAGAAUCUUGGGUUAGAACGAAGCCAAAUCAAAUCUUCGUAACACAGUUUGAUCAGUUUGGUAAACACAGGCAGAGACAGAUUGGCUGCUUCCAGUGGUUACACUGAGUGACAAUAUUACCUGCCGCUACCUUUAUAUUCACUAAUAAAUAUUGUUGAGGAGAAACCUUUAAAAAAAACUAAUAGCAUUAUAUUAGUGACAUAUCAGUUCUUAAACAUUGGAAAUAAUCUCUUGAUUAAUUUUUAAAGUUACAUUCUUUGA